AUGUACAGCUUCGUGGGGGGAGGCUUGUUCUGUGCCUUGGUGGGGAACAUUCUCCUGGUGGUGUCCACUGUGACUGACUACUGGAUGCAGCACUGGCUGGCCGGCAGCUUCACUCACCAGGGGCUCUGGCGGCGCUGCUUCUCCGGGAAAUGCUACAUGCAGAUAGAGAGCACUGUCCUCUUCCCUGUGGCCUACUGGAACGCGACGCGGGCCUUCAUGAUCGUGGCUGCCCUCUCGUGCUUCGCGGGCAUCCUCACUGGCAUCCUCUCCUUCGCCCAGCUGGCCACGUUCCAGCGCCUCAGCAGGUCCUUUGCUGCUGGCGUCCUCUUUUUCAUUUCCACAAUAUUCAUCCUUCUAGCCAUGGGAAUUUACACUGGGAUCACUGUCAACAUCCUUGGCAAACGCUUUGGUGAAUGGCGCUUCUCUUGGUCCUACAUCUUGGGCUGGGUCGCUCUCCUGAUGACCUUCUUUGCAGGCAUUUUUUACAUGUGCGCUUAUCGGAUUCAUGAGUGCCAGCGAAGGGCCGGGGCCUGCUAA
Molecule: messenger RNA, 537 nt
Organism: Varanus komodoensis (Komodo dragon)
Lineage: Eukaryota; Metazoa; Chordata; Lepidosauria; Squamata; Varanidae
Product: lens fiber membrane intrinsic protein-like
Exons: 4
Coding region: 1-537 (178 amino acids)
Cellular component (GO): plasma membrane
Molecular function (GO): structural constituent of eye lens
Source: RefSeq, a predicted model, not a curated record